GUCUGUUUCUUCUCUCCAUGAUAAAAGGCAAAAGCAAAAUCAGAGCUCUCUGAUUCCAGAGAUCAUCUAUCAAAGUCUCCUCUUUUUCCUUUCUUCAAGAUGUCUGUCCUCAAUUCGAUCUUCAAUAGAACCACUUUUGGUACAAGAUGCAAAACUUGCUGUAAUCUGGCUAUCUCACGAAUCAAAUUGUUGCGUAAUAAGAGAGAGGCACAACUCAAACAUAUGCGGAAAGAAAUCUUUGACUAUCUUAGGACUGGCCAAGAAGCUGUUGCUCGAAUUCGAGUGGAGCACAUCAUUCGUGAAGAGAACAUAAUGGCUGCUUAUGAGAUUUUAGAAUUGUUUUGUGAAUUUGUUCUUGCACGUGUUCCUAUUCUUGAAACUCAGAAGGAAUGCCCAAUAGAAUUGCAGGAGGCUAUUGCUAGUAUUAUUUUUGCUUCCCCAAGAUGUUCAGAUUUGCCUGAAUUGUUGCAGAUUCGGAACUUAUUUACUGUAAAAUAUGGGAAGGAAUUCGUUUCAGCUGCUUCUGAAUUACGACCUGAUAGCAAUGUUAAUCGCUUGAUUAUUGAGAAACUUACUGCGAGAGCACCAUCCGCAGAGGUAAAGCUGAAGACGUUGAAGGGUGUAGCUCAAGAGUUUAAUCUAGAUUGGGAUUCAUCCAGCACUGAGGCAGAGUUUACUAAGAAGCACGAAGAUUUGCUGGAUGGAUCCCUGCCUACAGCUCCUCAGGAGCCUGUCAUAAAGAAAAUAUCAGAUAUCUCCGUACCAAAGAACAAUCCUGCUGCUUCACCUCCAGUAACUAAUAGCAGUUCCUUCAGAGGUGAAGACUCAUUGAUGAAUGCAGAUAAUUUGGAGCCAUCUUUCAAACAAAUGGAAAUUACUUCUCAUGACGAGAGAGCAACAACAACAACAAAAAAUCAGAGCUCAUCUGAUGUUAUGGAGAGAGCACGGGCUGCCAUUGCUGCAGCUGAACGGGCUUCUGCUGCUGCUCGUGCAGCUGCUGAGCUGGCAAAAGUUCGAGUGGCUCGCCAGGCAAGCAGUGGUAAAAGUUAAGAAGAUCCUGUAUAGAAAAUCAUAUCAGGAGGUAGAAGGAAUUGACACGUGUCCUCCAGCACAAAUCUUAAAGCUUAAUCCUGGUGGUGAAUAACCAUUCAACAUUUCUUGGGACCGUUCUGUACUGUACAAGGGAAGUUUCCCUUGAAAGAUUGUAUUGUGAUUGUUGUGUGAGGAUGUGUAUAUGUGUGGCUUUAGUAGAGAGUGUAUAAUAACUGAGAUUGCAUUUGCUUCAAAUAAAUGCCUUCCUCAAGUUCCUUUUAUUGGUCACGGGGGAUGAAAUGAGUAAACAUUUGAUAUUUGUAAUAGUAAUACAGAGGAAUAUUCAUUUUAUUUAGUAUUCUAAGCAAUAUGGUGAGCAAAGCGGACCAUGUAAUACGAAGUGCUGACAAUGAUCAGUGGUGUGCCGUGUGAUUCAAAUU
This is a messenger RNA of Asparagus officinalis (garden asparagus), 1472 nucleotides long. Its product is annotated as IST1-like protein. The coding region runs from base 100 to 1050 and encodes 316 amino acids. The record is from RefSeq and is a predicted model, not a curated record. Lineage: Eukaryota; Viridiplantae; Streptophyta; Magnoliopsida; Asparagales; Asparagaceae. Gene Ontology annotation, biological process: protein transport. The transcript has 6 exons.